Molecule: messenger RNA, 1934 nt
Organism: Colossoma macropomum (tambaqui)
Lineage: Eukaryota; Metazoa; Chordata; Actinopteri; Characiformes; Serrasalmidae
Gene: tpm1
Product: tropomyosin 1 (alpha)
Exons: 9
Coding region: 135-989 (284 amino acids)
Biological process (GO): cardiac muscle contraction; actin filament organization
Cellular component (GO): actin filament
Molecular function (GO): actin filament binding
Source: RefSeq, a predicted model, not a curated record
GAGGACCGCUUGCACUCCAGCUCAGCGUUCAGUCUGGCCCACACGCUCUGAGCUCAGUACCGGCCGUCAGCUCGCUCUUUUCACUGUCUUUGGAAUUUUUUAGUGUGUGUGUGCAGCCAAACCAAUAACCAGCCAUGGAUGCCAUCAAGAAGAAGAUGCAGAUGCUCAAGCUCGACAAGGAGAACGCCUUGGACAGAGCUGAGCAGGCUGAGGGAGAUAAGAAGGCAGCGGAGGACAGGAGCAAACAGCUGGAGGAAGAGUUAAGAGAGUUGGAAAAGAAAUUGCGCAUAACCGAGGAUGAGCGCGAUAAAGUGUUUGAGGAGUUCCAGCAGGCCGAGGAAAAGUUGCUGACCGCAGAGGAGGUCGCCACUAAGGCUGAGGGUGAUGUAGCCUCUCUUAACAGACGUAUCCAGCUGGUUGAGGAGGAGUUGGAUCGUGCUCAAGAGCGUCUGGCCACUGCCCUUCAGAAGCUGGAGGAGGCCGAGAAGGCUGCUGACGAGAGUGAGAGAGGCAUGAAGGUCAUUGAGAACAGGGCCCUGAAGGAUGAGGAGAAGAUGGAACUGCAGGAGAUUCAGCUCAAAGAGGCCAAACACAUUGCUGAGGAAGCUGACCGCAAAUAUGAGGAAGUGGCCCGUAAGCUGGUGAUUGUUGAGGGUGAGCUGGAGCGUACAGAGGAGCGUGCUGAGCUGUCAGAGAGCAAAUGUGCUGAGCUUGAGGAAGAGUUGAAAACUGUGACCAACACCCUGAAGUCUCUGGAGGCCCAGGCUGAGAAGUACUCACAGAAGGAAGACAAAUAUGAGGAGGAGAUCAAGGUCCUCACCGACAAACUGAAGGAGGCUGAGACUCGUGCUGAGUUUGCUGAGAGAACAGUAGCCAAGCUUGAGAAGACCAUUGAUGACCUGGAAGAUGAGCUGUAUGCCCAGAAACUCAAGUACAAAGCUAUCAGCGAGGAGCUGGACCACGCUCUCAACGACAUGACUUCAAUGUAAUUCAUGUGCUAUGUCUGCUUGCGCCUCUGCCUGCCCAUCCCCUCCCUCGCCCCCUCACACUACCUCCAACUCGUCACUACAUCUCUCUGACUCUGUCUGGCCAACCCCAUCCUCCUUUCAUAAACUGUCCUGCUAUCUCUGUGACUCAGCAAGAUCGAUGGCUCCUGUUCAUGCUCCUGUAGUUGAGGUCUUGAUCACUUAAGACAUGUUAACAGUCUAUGGCAUGUUCGUGUGCACUUUGUGGCAAAGGCUUUGAAUUUAUGCUGGGUAAAUAUGUCAGCACUGGAGCAAAUGUAAAGAUGUUCGACAGUGAAGCCAGAUUUUGUGAAAGCAGUGUAUAGUAGUGCUGUUAACUUUCUACCAGGUUGUACUGUUUCCUAUAACCACUGGAUUGCUUUUACAUUAAAGUAAUCUUUUCUAAUUUGUGGACGAAGGUGAAUUGCACCAAGCUCUAAAAAAGUGUUUCGAUUUAAUGUUCUGAAAAUGUACAAGCAUAAUUCAUUGUUAACCCUGACAUACAGCAUGUAAGCAGUUUUUCUGAAACGCAGCAGCGCUGAAGGGGAAGCGUUUCAGUGACAAUUAUGCUUGGUUACUUCCUGUGUGUUUCCUCUCUGGUGUACCCUCUCUGAUUACAGCAGCUCCUCUGCCACUAACAUGGUCUACUUCUACUACCUUGAUUUCUAAAACGCGCUCCCUGCAGCUUGGUUCACCAUCGCAUUUGAGAUUGAGAUGACACAGUGUACGCUAGGCUACUUUAUGACUGACCUGUGUGCUGUUGGGUAAGUCAGCCAGGUGUCUUUGUGUUUGGCUCCACUCCUUGGCUGUUAAGGGUACUUAAGCUGUUAUUCCAAACUCGUGCUCUGUACCAUCAGGUGACUGUAAGCACGUUUUUAAAGUUAACUCACAAUUACAAAGCUGAUACAGUAUGGCUUUUGAUGAAGGUUU